Molecule: messenger RNA, 999 nt
Organism: Sitophilus oryzae (rice weevil)
Lineage: Eukaryota; Metazoa; Arthropoda; Insecta; Coleoptera; Curculionidae
Gene: Fcp3C
Product: follicle cell protein 3C-1
Exons: 4
Coding region: 307-801 (164 amino acids)
Source: RefSeq, a predicted model, not a curated record
GCAGUGUCUAAUUGUAAUUCCAAGUACAGUUGGAAGAGCCCAGGGAAAAUAUUUUUUUUUGUUCGCUUAGAAUUAGAACACCUUAUAUAAUUACUUUAUAAACUGCAAAUUACGGUGCCGAUAUAAAAAUAAUAACUACUAAACAACGUCGAAUAUACUGCCCUCAGCAUUUUUCAAUAAAACUUUGUCUGACCCCAUUUAUGAGUAAUUAAUGCACGUUUUGCCAUUUUACUUUGUAAAAAAAAUUUCCAAUGAACAUAUACAACAAUAAAUUAGUCUUAGUAUAAUUACAACCAAACCGCAAUUAUGAAAAGGUUCACAUUUUUUUAUUGUCUUGUUCUUAUUGCUGUAUUCGCGAGAAGUUCAGCUAUAAUAACUAAUGAUAUCGAAGAAAACCAAGAAGAUCAGAGCAAAUCUCAGACGUUACAGGAAGCGGAAAUUGCGAGACCAGAAGAUACCCCCUGUACCUGCGGCGUGUUUUUGAGCAGCCAGUUCAAAAGGGGCUCGAAGGACCAGCCCAAGGGGGACCCGGUACUGACGCAGGAAAUCGACGCGCCAUUCAUGAACAACGCCUUCGGAAAUAAACAGUGCACGCACAGGUGUCUGGAGAUGAUUGUUAAGCAUUUGCCCAAAAGCAGUGACAUAAUAUGCGGUACCGUAGACAAGGAAAAGGUCUACCGAGAAAAGGCUUCCCUGUUUGUUAGAAACCACAGCGAAAAAUGGCACCCCACCAGCUUUUCUGCAGGAAGAGAGUUUUGUUGCAAAGACUAUGCGCCAGUAAAAUGUUCAGAAAUGUCCUAAAAAUUGACAAAGAUAAAAAUUACAAAAAAUAACUAUAUAUUUUUGUUUGUUUAGUAUUACCAGUGUAUCCACUGCCAACUUCAUCAAAAUAAACCAUUUGAUUGGUUAAAAAGUACUGGUAUAAACUUUUCGAUAAUAAUUAUCAAACUUGUAGUUACCUAUAAAAUGUAUAAAAUUACAAUAAAUCGGAAAAACAAU